AUAUCCUCAUACUAUAUUACCCUAUUUCCUAUUUCUGUGAUUCUUUUGAAUUUUAGACCAAGACACUCAAUCUCUUGCUUCAUUUCAAAAGAGAGAGAUCUUUUUUAAGUUACAAAGAGAGCUUUCUUAGCUUGUAGAUAUCCGAUCCCCUUGUUGCAAUUUCUGGUGGAAAGCUGAUUGUUUAAGGCAUCACUGUUUCUGUUACAUCACAUUUCGAAAAAGUGUGUGCUUAGUUGAUAUUUGUUGACACAAAAAAAAAGAUGGGAGAUCAUUUUGUGUUUUUGGUUGAUCGGUUGCUAACUGAAUCAACUUUGGAGGCUGCAAUUGAAAGCAGAAACCAGAAACAGCUAGCAUCAUCGGCGACUAACGAUCCAGUAGCUGAUUGCUCUAGAGAGGAAUCUGAUCCUUUCAUGACUCCUAGGAAGAUGGUCGAAUGCAGGAUAUGUCAAGAUGAAGAUGUGGAUUCGAAUAUGGAGACUCCUUGCUCUUGCUGUGGUAGCUUGAAGUAUGCACAUCGGAGAUGCGUGCAAAGGUGGUGUAAUGAGAAGGGUGAUACCAUUUGUGAGAUAUGCCAUCAGCCUUUUAGGCCUGGUUAUACAGCACCACCUCCAAUUUUUCGACUUGGAGGCAUCCCGAUGAAUUUCAGGGGAAAUUGGGGAAUUGUCAGAAGAGACUUGAAUAAUCCUCGUCUGAUAGCAGUGGUUUCAACUGAUCGCGAUUUCAUCAACUCUGACUAUGAUGACUAUGCGGUUUCUACAUCAAGAAGCAUGAUGUGUUGUCGUUCAGUUGCAAUAAUUUUUAUGCUGCUUCUAGUUUUACGGCACACUCUUCCCAUCAUAGUGAAUCAAGGGGGGGACUAUUCGUUCCCUUUGGUCAUGCUACUAAUGCUAAGGAUUACCGGCAUUGUUUUGCCUAUCUACAUCAUAAUGAAAGCAGUGACGUCUUGCCACAGACGCCAACACCAGCAGGCUAUUUUGCCCAUCUCUUCGUCUGAUGAAGAAUCUGGCCCCGUGAUACUGUCACAUCAACCUCCUAUCAUCGACGCCCCUUGAAAGUACCAGAUAUACGUCAGGUCACGUUUACUCUACUAUUAUUACAGCGUCCUGCUCCAUAAAAAUUGCUGCAGAGAGGAUGGAUGAAUGGGAAAAGAAUACACAUGCGCGUACUGCAGUUGGUGUUUCAGAAUGUGAAGGAUGGAUCAGCUGUCAAAGAAGUUGUAGAUUGAAAAAAUAUCCAAUGUAGAGGCAGAGAAAAAUUAAAAAAUCAAAAAAGAAGAAACCAAGAAAAAAACAAGAUUCCCUGUAUCCAAUUAGUAAGGUUUCAAGGUUGUAAAUUAGUCAGAAAUCUUUGUACAGUCAGUUAAGUUCAACUAUGUAUAUGAACACAUUGAUGGAAUAGAAAAGCUAGCCCAAAAAAAGUUGGUUUGCUUAUGGUGAA
Messenger RNA from Nicotiana attenuata, 1437 nucleotides. RefSeq lists its product as uncharacterized. The transcript is spliced from 8 exons. Gene Ontology annotation, cellular component: membrane. Lineage: Eukaryota; Viridiplantae; Streptophyta; Magnoliopsida; Solanales; Solanaceae. Gene Ontology annotation, molecular function: ubiquitin-protein transferase activity; zinc ion binding. The record is from RefSeq and is a predicted model, not a curated record. Gene Ontology annotation, biological process: protein ubiquitination. Bases 261 to 1052 code for a protein of 263 amino acids.